Messenger RNA from Ceratitis capitata (Mediterranean fruit fly), 1473 nucleotides. It is a transcript of the gene ATPsynC, whose product is annotated as ATP synthase lipid-binding protein, mitochondrial. The transcript has 4 exons. Gene Ontology annotation, biological process: proton motive force-driven ATP synthesis; proton transmembrane transport. The record is from RefSeq and is a predicted model, not a curated record. NCBI's taxonomy places the organism in Eukaryota, Metazoa, Arthropoda, Insecta, Diptera, Tephritidae. The coding region runs from base 192 to 608 and encodes 138 amino acids. Gene Ontology annotation, molecular function: proton transmembrane transporter activity.
AUUGGGACGAAUACGAAACGAAACAGCACGAUUACUAACGUCAACGGACGGCUGCGGUGAAUUUGUCAGUGGAGCGAGAUCAUCGUAACGUUACGAAAGUGGUUCUGUGGGAAGACUAUAAUAAUUAGCACUCAGCGCUAGCUUCAAUUUCAGGUUGAUCUACGUACCAAUAUCAUAAUAAAAUAUACAAAAUGUUCGUGUCAACAGUCUCCCGUAUUGCCCCUGUCGCCAGGAAUGUGCUCCUUAACGGUUCAAAGCAAUACUUGCGACCAUUGAGCAGCGCUGUGAUCAGUCAAAGCCAAUCAUUGGCCGCACAGAACACAACCCCCGUUGCACUACUGCCACAAAUCAGGUCAUUCCAGACCUCUCCAGUCACUCGUGACAUUGAUUCAGCUGCCAAGUUUAUUGGUGCUGGUGCUGCAACAGUCGGUGUCGCCGGUUCCGGUGCUGGUAUCGGAACAGUGUUCGGUUCCCUCAUCAUUGGUUAUGCCAGAAAUCCAUCAUUGAAACAACAGUUGUUCUCAUACGCUAUCUUGGGUUUCGCCUUGUCUGAAGCUAUGGGUCUGUUCUGUCUUAUGAUGGCCUUCUUGCUGCUCUUCGCUUUCUAAAGUGUUUGAUCAUUGAAAGUUAAUAAACAACAGUAACAGCAACAACACCAGCUCCACCAUUUAUUGUUUUUAGAAAACAUCCAAGAAUAAAACACGUUUAUUUAAGUUUAAAACGAAAAUAAAAUACUAUAAUAAAAAAAACUAGAAAUGUGCAAAAUCCGUUAACUAACAGAGGCGAAAAAGUAACCUAUCGAAAAGAAAGAAAGCAGCCAGUAAAUUGUAAUCGAAACAUAAAGUAUAAAUGUUAUCUGCGCAUCGAAUAACCUACAGAUCGAAAAUGGCGAGUCUGUGAAACCAAUUCUGAUUCGACUUGGCAGAGUGGAAUAGUCACGAUCACAUACAACUAUUUAAGCAAACAUGUAUGACUUUUCUUGCAUGUUCUGUAAAGGAAUCUAAAAGCCAGACACCAGUCAACAAAAACAGUUUUAAGCUUUACACCUGCCAAUAUAUGCAUUUUACUCAUUUUUAUGUAUGUGUAUAUUGUGCAAGCUUAAGUUUUGGAAAUUUCUGUGUCUAUGGAACUUUGCUCCCUCAGCGCUCUCGUUAAACAACUAAGAUAUGUAGUAAAGAUUCAAGUAGUCAUGGAAAUUUAAAAAUAUUUAUUUAAGUUUGUAUGUUAAAAUCAGAUUUAUAUAUGUGACUUGUGCAGAUGCUAAAGUUUUUAUAUACGUAAAUUUCCGCAUAGGCACCAUCAACAUAUUGUUGCGCCUAUGCAUUUCUUAGAGAAAUUAAAAUACAAAUGAAAAGAAUUGAGUCCUUUAAGCCUAUAAUAUUUUACUGCUCAUUUAAUUGUAAUCAUACAAGAUUGUCGCAUAAGGCAGGAACUGAAUAAAAUCAAGAUGGAAUUCAUGAAUGGUAAAAAAAA